This is a messenger RNA of Helobdella robusta, 1203 nucleotides long. RefSeq lists its product as hypothetical. The coding region runs from base 1 to 1203 and encodes 400 amino acids. The record is from RefSeq and is a predicted model, not a curated record. Lineage: Eukaryota; Metazoa; Annelida; Clitellata; Rhynchobdellida; Glossiphoniidae. Gene Ontology annotation, biological process: regulation of recycling endosome localization within postsynapse; neurotransmitter receptor transport, endosome to postsynaptic membrane; regulation of neurotransmitter receptor transport, endosome to postsynaptic membrane. Gene Ontology annotation, cellular component: postsynaptic recycling endosome; extrinsic component of postsynaptic early endosome membrane; glutamatergic synapse. The transcript is spliced from 12 exons.
AUGGCGGUGCCAGUUCAAUUCUCUGAUGGCGAUUUCAACCGAAUGCAGAACCAACUGCUUGAAUUAAGAGAAAUGCUAUAUAAGUCAGAUGAAAAAUGCAGGAAGCAAGAGAAAGAAUUAAAUGCAGUAAUUGAGGAGCAAAGAAAAUUAGAGAGAGACUUAACAAAAGCCAAUCAGGAUUAUGAGUUAGCACUGAACGAGAUUGACUCUCUUCGGAUGAAGCUGCGAUGCUAUGAAGAUGAUUUCCGGAUUCAGAACGAAGCUCUGAUGAAAGAGCUGGGAGAGCUUGUGACGACAAAUGAAACACUGGAGAAGGAGUUAACCCACUACAGAACGACUGCCAGCACCUCUGCCAGCCACAGCAGCACCACAAACAACAACAACGACGACAUCGUCGAUGACGUCAGCAUCGACGUCACAGCAACGUCAUCAUCACUAUCAGGAAUACUAGCUACGACGCCCGCAGCCUAUCAACAAAAACAACUGCUACUGCAAGAUGAAGUACGAAGACUACAAGCCCAGUGUAAUGUACUGUUGAAACCAGCAACAACAGCUAUGAUUACAACUGAAGAUGAUAUUUCAGUUGAUCUAGAAAUGAAACUGUCCAUAGAGAGAGAAGAAAAAUUUUUAUUAAAGAAACAAUUCUCAGAUUUGCAGGGCAAGUUUGUGGAGAGGAGUACUUCAUUGCAAGCUGAAGUGGACCGAUUGAACGAGAAGUUGAAAAAGAAACAAGAGAGUCUCUUACAGUUACAAGAAUCCAAAGAUCAUUUAUAUAACGAAAUGGACACAAAACUCCAAAACACGACCAAAGACCUCACCCUAUCGUUAUCUCAUCUUCGGACAUCGUACGAACAAAAAGUGAACAAACAGACGCAGGAAAUAGAACAACUGACCAAAGAUAUUAAAUCACUAAAGAUGAAAUUAACAGAAUGCGAAACCCAGAAACUGGAGUCAGUGGAGAAGCAGAGGGGGAUGGACGAGCAGAGAGAACAAAGAGUGAAAGAGAUCGUCAAUGACUGCCAACUCAAUGUUACGAAAUACAAACAGGCCAAUGACCAGUUGAGUGAGAGAUUGAGCGAAGUUAAGGAGGAAUUAAAACAAUGCACAGACAGCAACACUAAGUUGACGGAGGAUUUGAGCAAACUCCAAGCAGAUUUCACAAAGCAGUCUGACGUCUUAAAGCAAGUCACCGAGGUCGUUUAA